AUGUGGAAACUCACGAUCGUCCAGCUCUUCACGAUUCUCUGCGUUUAAAACAUACAUACUGUACAUUUCAUUUUUAAUAUGCUCAAAAGGAUCGCGCAGUCUCGCUCUCGCCACUUCAAUACGUGCAUGCUUCUUUCUCUCGUAUUGAGUGUUACUAUAAGAGAGAUCUUCAACGAAUGCCCUUUUGCCCUUUUGAGGAUUCGUUUCAAAAUACGGGCCGUCCAGAGGAUGAAUUUGUUCAUAACUCUCAGAACUAUCCUGCGUUGAGUUGAGUGAAGACUCGUUGACUAUAUUGCAAGGGCUUGACGAGCUGUCGCAACUUGAAUAGCCACUUGAGUAGCUUGUGGAAUUAGGUUCAGACUGGCUCACAUCAACGUCAGACUGUCUGCGGGAAACUUGAGAGAUAUCGCUGAAGUCUUGGCGAUGAUAGCUAAGUGGUUCAACCUUAUUCAUUGUUACACGCUGUCCAUUGUAUAACGCAUCAUUCAUCGAGUACAGUUCCAUGUUCCCCAUAUAGCCGUUCUCAGAGUAAAGAGAGUCGCAAUCAGCAGCCGCUCGACCUUCACAGUGGAGGACCGAUGGUGCGGGAUAAACGAUGCUUAUAGAAGGAAUUCGAGAACGAUGUAGGGUCAUAUCAGCUUGUGUGGUACCUGUACGAUCAUUUGUAGGAGGAAAGUGCGUAUUGAUGCCACCUUCUGACCAUAUGAACUGCUCGAUGAUCACUUUUUGAGUCCGUAAGUUGAAUAGGUGACGACGUGCGGCGACUUCGCCUUUUCCGCAUUUCAAACCUUGCGGGCGCAAGUGGCUGAGUCUCCACAGUUGUGUUACCCUUGUCUUGUUUAUUGUCCAGAGUAGCAACGAUCUUAGACUGCGUCUUCGAUGUUUUACCACUAUCACUGCUUUCUUUCUCUUUAUUUCGAUCUUUCACACUGCUAUUGGUCGGAGUCUUUCCCUCAUGCUUCUUUGCUCGUAGUCGCAUCAUCAAUUUGGCCCUGCGCUGAUUCUGAAUCCUUUGAGAUCUGCGCAGUUUAGGGACCCCAUCAUCAUUUUCUUCCGGUUCGUAAGGCUCUUUUUCAACUUCAGAUAAUGGUUCUUCACCAGAUUCCUCAGGCUCUUUCUCUACUUCGGACAAGCUGACUGGAGAAGGCGGUGAAGGUUUUUUCGUUCUCUUUCGGGACGCAGAGUAAUGACAUCGAUUUUUCAAAGGAGCAAGCCACGGCUCAUCGGCGAAUGUCAACGACAACUUGGAAAGUUCAUCAUCCGUGGGCAGUGAUCCUGGACGAUAUGUACAGUGUGGGACCGAUUCCAUCCGAUCAGAACAUCUUCGUAUGGUUGGUAAAGUAAAUCCAGUGGCAUGUGCAGCCAUUCGAUCGGGGUUUUCGAAUGGAGUUCCAGCAAUGUUAUUACCAAGAGAUGCAAAUCUUUUGGAAAACUCUCGAAAGUAUGCACACACUCUCCCAAUAACUUCUCUCGUUUGAUCGCAGAGAUGACGAGGGCGUGCAGGCGUUUUUACUCCAGGUCGUCUUCGAAAAUUCACAUCAAUCAUAUUGGGAUAUCUGACAGCAGGGAGGUACGGACGCGGUCGAAAUCUUUCUUCUCUUGGCGCACUGUCGCUAGCAUUGUUCGUUGGAGAAGUGGGAGGAAAUAAUGGUGCUUUAGACGAAACAGCUGUCGAUAAUUCAAAGUUCUUCAGGCUAUUCCUCACGAGUACAUCAAUGGUCUGGGAACGCCUCUUUGGACACCGUGCACUCCUCAUCAAGCUCAUCCCAAACCGACGGGGAGCUCUGAAGACUACAACGUCUUCUACUUUUGUGACGUUCGGUGACGUCAUAGAAGAUGCUAAGAGAACGUAGGACCGCUCCUGAGGAGGAGCCGGCGGUGGGCACGACGAAGACACCUGGAUAGGUCCUGUAGUUGGACUCAGUGCAGGUGGACAGCAAUCUCUUCGCUCGGUUCCGUCGACACAAGCAUUUCGAGGUUUGAGUGAAUUGUUACUGGUAACAGCUUGAGAUGGCGUUGGAGUGAAAUAUGGUUGGAAACCUAAAGGGUUCAGAGCUCGACCUCCGUCAUUCGCGUAAGUGACAUCCUGUGGACGUGGUGCCGUAUCAGCUAUGGAGGUCUUGUUCGAUGUGACUGGAACGUGAUAUUGAGGGGCUGGUGGUGGUACGCCAUUGGAUCGUUGGUUAACAUAGGAAAACGCUGACGGCUGUUCAGUUGGAAACGAGGCACGUAAUUGCUGUUGCAAUGGGAAAACGUCUUGCCGUAAAGAUAAUUGCGUGAAAUCACGCACAGGAUCAAAGGCACUAUUUGAUAAGGAAGAACAUUCGAAUUCAAGUCGGAGAUUUGGUGAUUAGCGCCAAUUUGCUGAUUGAACGGAAAUCCAUCGCCAAGAUAGGGUGGAGGCAUGCUUCUAGUAGUUGGCACCGGUGGAUAUGUGAGAUAAGGCAUUGUUGCGUCUGGGCGUCCGUAUUCAUGAUGUUGCUGGUGGGGUAUGUGAUUUGGAUUCAUUGAGAUGAUUCCUUUUCGAUGAUUCGCUUGAAUAGGUAACUGGAUGCCAUUUGGGUGCAAGGCAUAACCAGACAUGUUUGAGGGGUGCAGAUCACAUCUUGCUUCUCCAAACAUCGAUGUGCGACCACUAUUGAAGAACGUGUUUGCCGGAAGAUGGUUCACUGUAUAACAAGGCUUCCCCUGAAUCAAGGGGUUGAAUGUAGAAGAACCGGCACCGGGAACCGAGACCAUUUCUUCCUCUUGCUGAGUCCAUGAUGGUUUCUUGAAUCUAGGACAGUUGCAGUUUCGUUCGCUCCCACCUCGACAGAUGGAUAAAAGUUACCACUUCCCCUUCGUAUUGCUACGCCAUCUAGUUCAUUAUUGGCCAACCAUAUUACAUCGACUGUCCCACAAUCAAAAUCACAUCCAACAACGUGGUCUCCUCGUUCCUCGGGUUCGUCACCUUCAAAAAUCAUAUCUCCACAGUUUUGGUUUUCGCGCUGCUCGGAUAGUUCAUCAUGGAAGGUUUCUGCCUCUUCUGGAUCACUGACCACAGGUGAGUGCGAUUCUGAAAAUCACACUUUCAUUUUUAGAUGGUUGCGUAUAAUGAACUUAGAUAAGACUAAAAUUGAACAGAGCAGUGAAUGGAACAGGUAA
Molecule: messenger RNA, 3144 nt
Organism: Haemonchus placei
Lineage: Eukaryota; Metazoa; Nematoda; Chromadorea; Rhabditida; Trichostrongylidae
Source: the annotation of a GenBank genome assembly